UUAACUAAGGCAGCGAAAUUUAUACUUAUAGAAGAGACUAUUAUAGUAGAUAAAUACGCGUAUAAGGUUAUAAAGGCACUAGUAUUAAAGUAUAGAAUACCUAAAGAGUUUAUUACUAAUUAUAAUAAACUGUUUACGUCUAAAUACUAG
This is a messenger RNA of Bipolaris sorokiniana ND90Pr, 150 nucleotides long. RefSeq lists its product as uncharacterized. The record is from RefSeq and is a predicted model, not a curated record. The annotation marks the transcript as partial. The transcript has a single exon. NCBI's taxonomy places the organism in Eukaryota, Fungi, Ascomycota, Dothideomycetes, Pleosporales, Pleosporaceae.